Messenger RNA from Naegleria lovaniensis, 1020 nucleotides. RefSeq lists its product as uncharacterized. Gene Ontology annotation, molecular function: protein binding; ubiquitin protein ligase activity; translation repressor activity. The record is from RefSeq and is a predicted model, not a curated record. Gene Ontology annotation, biological process: proteasome-mediated ubiquitin-dependent protein catabolic process; protein polyubiquitination; negative regulation of translation. The coding region runs from base 1 to 1020 and encodes 339 amino acids. NCBI's taxonomy places the organism in Eukaryota, Heterolobosea, Eutetramitea, Acrasida, Naegleriidae. The transcript has 3 exons.
AUGAAUUUAAUUUCUCGUCAUCAAAGCCUUGUUUCUUCCUCCUCUCGGCUUGGAAGCGUCAUUGUUCAUAUUGACGGAAACGGACAUUCAUCUAUUGAAAACAGAGAAAGUACUGAGAGAGUGAGAACCUUUUUGAGAACCAAAUUACGUAGCCCAUGUUACAAGUACAAAGGAUCAAUCGGUAAAAGACAACCGAAUAGCUGCAAUGUUUUUAAAUAUCCCAAUGAUGUGCUUGUUGAUGAAAAGAGAUCAAUGAUAUUUGUGAGUGAUUGUGGAGAAUUGAACAUUCAAGUAUUUGACCUUCAUCAAAAAGAGUUUUUAUUCAACAUUUCUUCGCCUGAUCGGCCUCGGUUUAUGUGUCUUUAUUAUAAUUCAUUGAUUUUCUCAUGCGAAAAUAAUUUGGUUUAUAGAUAUGACUUGGAGACAAGACAGGAGGUAUGGACCUCUAAAAAGGCAAACGCAUACAGUGACAUUCAAACAAUGAACAAUCCAUGUGGUGUGGUUAGCGAUGAAAUGGAUGAAAAAAUUUAUGUUUGCGAUUGCAAUCAGGGAAGAAUUGUUGUUUUAAAUGGAGACAAUGGCAUGUUUUAUAGAAGCAUUGAUCUCAGCACAAGGUCAAAAAAUCAAUACGAUGUGAGACCCUAUGGUAUUGAUAUUAAUGUGGACUAUAAUUUGGUUUUCUCAAACAUUGUUAAUGCUAAAAUUCAUAUAGUUACAAAAACUGGUGUUCCUAUUGCAAUAAUUGGCUCGCCAGGUAGUAGCAUUGGAUUAGAUUUCAAUUUCCCCUCUGGUGUCUUGGUCAAUAGCAAAAAUGGUAAUAUUUUGGUGUGUGACAGAAACAACCAUCGUGUGCAGGUAUUAAGCUCUAAGGGCCAAUAUAUCAAAUGCUUUGGUUCAUGUGGAUAUGAUGUUGGUCAAUUUUAUGAACCUCGAGGUCUUUGUAUCGAUCAUAGUAGCGGAGACUUGUACAUUGUAGACUAUGGAAAUGAUAGAAUACAAAUCUUUGAACAGUUCACUUAG